Messenger RNA from Trematosphaeria pertusa, 1743 nucleotides. RefSeq names its product sugar transporter. Gene Ontology annotation, cellular component: membrane. The transcript has 6 exons. The coding region runs from base 157 to 1743 and encodes 528 amino acids. NCBI's taxonomy places the organism in Eukaryota, Fungi, Ascomycota, Dothideomycetes, Pleosporales, Trematosphaeriaceae. Gene Ontology annotation, molecular function: carbohydrate:proton symporter activity. Gene Ontology annotation, biological process: transmembrane transport; carbohydrate transport. The record is from RefSeq and is a predicted model, not a curated record.
CAUGGAUUCGACAUGGUCGGGCCUUCUGUCUGGAAACAAGUAUCCGCCAGAGGCGGCACGAUAUAUAUAGUGACCAACGCCUAGAUGUCCAGCUCGUCCCUAGAGAGUCCUUCUUCUGCAGAUCAGUCUUUUGAUACUCUCUGAGGAUCGGCCAAAAUGUCGCAGCUCAAAGAAGAGAAGGCAAUCGACACCAUGGUUGAAGACGUCGAGACCACCAAAACACCCGUCGCGGACGCCACAGCUGCGGCAUUGGGCAACAAGGCAGAGACCGAGUUACCGUUGGGCAAGGCCUUCUUGUACUACCGCAAAGCCGUGGCGUGGUCCUUGACUAUCUCCAUGGCAACUAUCAUGGAAUCCUACGACAUCCAGCUAAUGAGCUCCUUCUUCGCGUUCCCGCAGUUUCAGGAGCGAUACGGCGAACGCCUUCCAAACGGCAAAUACUCCAUCCCAGCAGCCUGGCAACUGGGGCUGAGUUUGGUGGGCUUGCUCGGCCUGAUCAUCGGUGUGUUCGCCAACGGGAGCCUGGCGAACCGUUUUGGGCCUCGUCGAGUUAUGAUGAUCUCGUUUGUCGUCUUAACCGGCUUGAUCUCAAUUUCCUUCACGGCGAAGAACGUUGAGUCGCUGCUUGUCGGCUCUCUGUUAUGUUCAAUUCCCUGGGGCAUCUUCGCCGCCGCAACGCCUGCUUAUGCUGCUGAAAUCGUCCCAAUGGCUUUGAGAGGCUACCUGACGACGUAUGUCAACCUCUGUUGGGUAAUUGGCAGAAUCCUGGCCACUGGUGUCCUUACCGGCACGCUAGAUAUACAGUCUCAAUGGUCAUACCGGAUCCCGUUUGCGUGUCAGUGGAUAUGGCCUGUCCCAUUAUUUUUCGCGACGUACUUCGCUCCGGAAUCGCCUUGGUGGCUAGUCCGUAAGGGCCGCAACGAAGACGCAAGAAAAACACUCGAUCGGCUUGUAUUGGCUCCACCGGGGGCCGUCAACAAUGAUAACGCGCUUGCUAUGAUUAUGCAUACAAUCGAGUUGGAGAGGAAGAUGGACAUUGGCGAAUCGUACUGGCAGUGCUUCAAGGGGACUAACCGGCGCCGCACCGAAAUAGCCAUGAUCUCUUGGGGAUGCCAAAUCCUUCCAGGCUUUGUUAUUCAGUCAUACACGACGUACUUCUUCUCGCUCGCCGGUCUUCCUUCGAGUGACUCGUUCAAGAUGACGCUUGGGACCUUCGGCAUGGCAUUUGUGGGAACCUGCUUGAGCUGGCUUUUGCAAUCGCGCAUGGGUCGGCGGACCAUCUAUCUCUCGGGUCUUAUUAUCAUGCUUCCGGUUAUGUGGAUCGUCGCCUUCCUCGAGUUCUCUCCACAAGCCUCAGGGCCGGCAAUCAAAUGGACACAAGCCGCGAUCCUCCUAAUCUGGUUCUUCGUCUACGGAAUUACAAUCGGCCCCAUCCCGUACGCCAUUGCUGCCGAAGUAGGAGCGGCGAAUCUGCGCGGCAAGACGAUUGCUCUAGGCCGCAACAUGUACUAUUUCCUCGCGGUCGUGAACACAGUCAUCUCCCCAUAUAUGCUAAAUCCGAAAGAGGGCAAUCUGAAGGGGAAGGCGGCUUUUCCAGCUGCUGUAUUCACCGCGAUCUUAGUCGCUUGGACGUACUUCAGGCUUCCAGAGACCAAAGGGCUAACUCAAGAGACGCUAGAUCAUCUGUUCCUGGAGGGUGUGCCCGCGCGGAAGUUCAAGGAGGAGGCUAAGCGCUUUCAGUAA